GGGGUGGGGCUGUGCUGGUGACGGACGCGGAAGUUGCGCGGUGUGAGUGGUGAGUGAGGAGUCACGAUGAGAGGCGCAGUGAGGAGGCGGCAGCCUCCAGCACCACAGCCCCGAGCACAGAUAAAGAAUGCGAAUGAAGUUCUUCCCUCAGAAGUCAGACCAGCCUCAGUUCCCGAGUCAAGUUUCUGUUCCCGAUUCCUCUCGGUUGCAAAGUACUUCCUUCUUGUCUUUGUGAUUCCACCAUUCCUUAAUUAUGCAUCUCUGCAGAGAGAAGGAACCUUACUUCAGCCUCAAGAAGGCAAACUGGUCGACAUUGGCCUGGGACAAAGUUUGUAUUUGAAUUGCCAAGGAAAGGGGCAGCCAGUUGUGGUAUGUGAUGCACCUGCUGGCAUGUCUUCUGAUGUGUGGCUCUUGAUUCAAAAGGACAUCUCUCAAUUAGUACAGGUAUGUAUAUAUGACAGAGCUGGACUUGGAUUUAGUAAGAAAAUGUUUCAAAACGAAACAACAGGCCUGGAAAAGAUGUGGAGAGAGUCAACGACUGGAAGAAUGGUGGAUGACCUGCACAGGCUUGUCAAAGAGGCUAAGAUUGAGAGCCCUUUUAUUUUUGUGGGCUCAGAGCUCGGGGCACUCAACGCAAGAUUCUAUGCCCAUAUUCAUGACUGGGAGAUUUCUGAGCUUGUCCUUAUCGAUCCGUUCCCAGAAGAUCUUUUUGUGGAAAACGUCUGGCUGGACUACUGGUACAAAGAUCUGGUCUCCUACCUUCAGACACUGCAGUUCUCUGCUGCUGCUGGUUUAAAUAGAAUGUUUUUAAUCACGGGAAUGAUGCAGCAACCAGUCACAGGAGAGAAUAUUUCUGUGGAGCUGGCCCAACGACAGAAAUACCUGUUGAGUAAUCCAGCCCAUCUCAGUGCCGCUGUGGAUGAACACUUCUUCAUUAAUGAGAGCGUCUCCCAAGUCCGAGAUAUUUCAAAGUUUAAACCACUAUCCAGUAGGACGACUGUAACUGUGAUCACAGGAGAUCAUCACGAUGAGCAGCUUCCUGUCUCUUUGAAUAAGGUUGUGGCACAGUUUCAGCAGCAAUUCAUUGAGCAGACGUAUCCCUCAGCGAAAUGGAUCAAAAUUAAAGGGAUGGACAGACGAAUGAUCUACAGAAAUCCCAGUGAGGUUGCUAAACAUUUGAAGAAACUGAUCAAUAGAAAUAAACCCAGAAAGGAGAGCCAGUAGUGGAGAGGCAACAUGAUAAGCAACUACCACAUUGUUGGGAGAAGAAUGGUGUCAUUUGGAAUCUAAUAAUUGAGCUUUACUGAAUAUUGAAGGUGACCCAACAUUGUGGAGUCCUGUAGCUCAGUGGUUAGAGCACUCGCCUCACAAGA
Callorhinchus milii (elephant shark) is the source of this 1373-nucleotide messenger RNA. RefSeq names its product AB hydrolase superfamily protein FGSG_00044. NCBI's taxonomy places the organism in Eukaryota, Metazoa, Chordata, Chondrichthyes, Chimaeriformes, Callorhinchidae. Bases 67 to 1224 code for a protein of 385 amino acids. The transcript has 11 exons. The record is from RefSeq and is a predicted model, not a curated record.